Molecule: messenger RNA, 1536 nt
Organism: Chilo suppressalis (striped riceborer)
Lineage: Eukaryota; Metazoa; Arthropoda; Insecta; Lepidoptera; Crambidae
Source: the annotation of a GenBank genome assembly
AUGACUACGCGAUACGAAAUCCAGAUAUCGGACUUACUUGGCAGAUAUUUGGUAGCAGCCAAGGAUCUAAAAGCUGGUGAGAACAUUCUUACCGACGAGCCGUUCGUACUGGGCCCCACGUCGGACAGCGCCCUGGUGUGUUUCAACUGCUACCUGCCACUGAUCAGCAAGUUUCUUGUAUGCAAAAACUGUGCCGUCGCUCCCAUUUGUCCCGGAGAAGGAUGCCCUGAAAGUUUUCCUAAGAGAUGGCACAGCAAAUCAGAGUGCGAGUUCUUCAGAAACUUAAAACUUACGAAAAGUCUCAAUCCCAUGACGAUGGUGCAGAACGUUGGCUCCUUGCUGGUACUCCGCGCGAUUCUGAAGAAGGAUACUGACCCCCAAGCUUGGGCGGAAUUCAUGAAACUUGAGACGCAUCUUGACGAGAGAAGAAAUUCUAGUAUCUGGGAGUACAAUGACAAUACUGUUAAGUUUAUAACAACUUUGGGUUUACUCGACAACGUUCUGGACGAGAGUUUAGUACAAAAGGUGUGCGCUGCCAUCGAUGUGAAUAGUUUUGAAGUGCGUGGCCCUCCCAUACCCGUGUUGGGGUACUCGCAGCCCUUACGCGGGAUUUACUUGAAAGCGUCGCUACUCGCUCAUGACUGCGUGGGUAAUACGCAUGUGUCUAUAAAUGACAACAACGUACUCGUGUGCCACGCUAGUAUGGAUCUAAAGAAGGGAGAAACUAUUUACUAUAAUUAUACGGAUCCUUUAAAGGGUACAUCGCUUCGUCAGCAUCAUCUGCGUAUUGGUAAAUACUUCAAAUGCAACUGCGAGCGUUGUAAAGACUCCACAGAAUUGGGGACCUAUCUCAGCUCGGCGAUCUGUCCCGAAUGUAAGACCGGCUAUGUGUCCCAGAGUUCUGACCAGCAGUGGGACUGUCACGAAUGCAAGAAGAAAUUUGAACAUUCAAAAAUUUGGCACACAGUACAGUGCUGCUCUGAUAAGUUUGAUGUUAUCAACAAAAAAGACGAGAAAGAGUUGGAGGAGUACAUCAGAAACGUGUCAAAGAUAUUGGCACCCAACCAUUACCUUCUGCUGGAAGCCACUCAACGUCUAGCUGGCGUGCUACGAGACGCUAUCAACAGGGAACCGCAUCCCACCAAGAAACUGAUGCGACGGAAACUGCAGCUUUGUAAGGAACUACUACCGGUACUGGAGAAGCUCUGCCCCGGAAUAUCCAGUACGAAAGCUAUCACUUUGUACGAAAUACACGUUUCAUUGGUGCAGUUGGCGAAGAAGUUGUUCGAUAGUCGGGAGAUCACUGGCAACGGUUAUAUGGAUGAACUUAUGAAUGCUGAGAAAUAUUUGAAACGGGCUCUUGAAAUGCUGUUUAUCGAGCCGGGGAACUCCCCAGAAGGCGAGCUGUGUGCGAAGGCGCUCGAAGAGUAUAGAGCACUCAAAGCUACCAUGAACAACGUACUGGACGGCAUACACGCCGAGGGGAAAACUUAUGUACCACCGUGUGAAACAGCUCGACCUAUAACAGAGAAUUAA